AUGUCUUCCUCCAAUAAGUCACUCGAGGCACUUAUCGCACAAUAUGCCAGCAUAUCCAAGACAGCAUUUAGGGCGACUGCUGGUGUUUUCUACGGCAUCGCAGUACUCUCGGUCCUAGCUAGGGGUGUAAUACGCUUCACGACCCGUCGAAAUCUUGCACUCGACGACUACCUCUUGUUUGCAGCGUUCGCCUUUCUCACCACCGUGACGGCCUUGUGCUGGUCACCCACCAAAAAUACACUAUAUGUCUCUAUGACUGGCCUCGUAACAGGCCUAGACGCACUCACCGAUAUACUGAUCGUGAGCAUCCCCAUUAUCGUCCUCUAUCGCGCACGGAUGCGCACUUCGCAGAAGAUCAGUCUCGGCAUAUUUUUAUGCCUUUCUCUCGUGAUGGUGUGCCUAGCUAUCAUUCGAGCAAGCAAAGUCCAUGGAGCUGUUUCCAUUGAUGUGGUCUGGGUGUUCUUCUGGCAGUACAUGGAGACUGUGGUCGCUGUGAUAAUGGGCUCACUCACCGUCGUGCGCAACCUCCUUGUCCACCAGACCAAAAGUAACCAUAAUUCACCGGCAGCACCUGGCGGUUCUGGAGGCCGAAAUCCACGAGCCGCCUACCGGAUGGGGUUGCUGCGCAGGCACAAGGAGAAAAAUAUCGACAAUUCCACGCGAGGUCUGCCUGAGGUGCCGGCGCCUACUCUGUCGGGUCUGCGGACAUUUAUCAGACGCAAUAACCGUGAUCCCGGCCUCGACACUCAAGCAACACAGGCAUCGACUCUGGUACAAGAUGAAACUUACUACAUGGCCCCUAGCAUUGAGCAGUCGAGGAUCGACCCCGAGGAACAAGGAUGGGAGCAUCAUCAACACAUUUACCAGACCCCGCCUCGAACACGUGCCCGAGUAUGGGGCUCGCUGCAAGGAGACUCGACAAUUCAACCGUCCAUGACAACCACUUGUACCAGUACUACCUUGAACGAUCGGGACCACUAUUAG
Diaporthe amygdali is the source of this 984-nucleotide messenger RNA. RefSeq lists its product as uncharacterized. The coding region runs from base 1 to 984 and encodes 327 amino acids. The record is from RefSeq and is a predicted model, not a curated record. NCBI's taxonomy places the organism in Eukaryota, Fungi, Ascomycota, Sordariomycetes, Diaporthales, Diaporthaceae. The transcript has 5 exons.